UAAAGACUAGAGUACCCGCCCCCUGAGCCAGCAGGUUAGUGUUCACCGCGGUGCAGCGCAGGACCCGCGAAGCGCAGAGCCCGGAUUAGGGGCGAAAAGCAGGAACGAGUGACCAGGCAGAAUGGACAUGAAGAACAGGAUCCACUUGGAGCUGCGGAACAGGACGCCGGCCGAUGUAAAAGAACUCUUUUUGGAUAACUGCCGAUCAAAGGAAGGCAAAAUCGAAGGGCUUACUGAUGAAUUCAAAGAGCUGGAAUUUCUGAGUACAGUUAAUGUGUGCCUGAGGUCACUGGCAAACUUACCAAAGUUAAACAAACUUAAAAAGCUGUUACUGAGUGAUAACAACAUUUCUGGAGGAUUGGAAGUGCUGGCAGAAAAAUGUCCUAACCUUACACACCUCAAUUUGAGUGGCAACAGGAUAAAGGAUUUGAGCACAAUAGAACCGCUGAAGAAGUUAGAGAGCCUGAAGAGCUUGGACCUAUUUAAUUGCGAAGUCACUAACCUCCAUGACUAUCGAGAAAAUGUAUUUAAGCUCCUCCCCCAGCUUACAUAUCUGGACGGCUUUGACCGAGAUGACACAGAAGCACCAGACUCUGAUGCUGAGCUAUAUGGUGAAGGGCUAGAGGAUGAGGAAGAUGAUGAUGAGGAAGACUAUGAUGAGGACGCUCCACCAGGUGAAGAGGGUGAGGAUGAUGAUGAGGAAGAGGAGGAAGAGGAAGUGAGCGGUGAGGAGGAGGAGGAUGAAGAAGCUGACAAAGAAGGCGAGGAGGACGCAGCUGAGGAGGAUGCAGAACAAGGGCAGAAGAGAAAACGAGACCUAGAGGACGAGGGAGAGGAGGAUGAGGACUAAACGGCCAGGAUUUCGAGUUAAAGAUUGAUGGAGACAGAGGACUGAACCUUAAGACCGUUUCAGAGUUUCCUAUUGUAAUUUGACUGUUUUUACAUUCAACUACCCUGUUUUUUUUUUUUUGGUUUUUUUUUUCUCUUAUUUUCUUCUUACCCAAUAUAUAAGGUUGCGGUGUGACAGGUAAAUUUGUGAGGAGAUACACACCUAGAAUUUCUGAUGUUCAUCUUGCAGAUUUUUAAUAUUAUUGAUUAUUGACGUUUACUUUGUGUUUAACACAGGUUCCUUACUAUAUGCGUCAUACAGUUGGUAUACACCCUAUUACUAACGUGUUAGUUAUUAUGGAUGUGGUUUGAUGUCAGUAACCCUUUACUGUCAAAGAGGAAAGUCUUAAGUAGGCAGAUUGCUAUUAUUAACCCCCAUGCUAUAUUGUUCUGCAGGUUUUCUUGCAUAGAAAGUGUUAAUUAUGUAAAAUUGACAUUUUGGCAAAGCAUAUUUUGUUUUGUUAAAAGCAGUUUUACUGGUAAUCUGUGCUCACCAGCCACUUGUAUAUAGAAAAUAGGCUGAAUUCAAGAUGUCUUCCCCAAACACUAGACUACAAACAAUCUUUUAGGUGAGCCAUGGUUAACAUUUGGUGUUUCCAUGAUGCUCUGCCAGCCUGAUAGCUUGCCAUAGCUUUUCUAUGUGCAAUUAAUUUAUGAUGUGUCCAAGGCAUCCAAAAGAUCUGUUUUAAUUGAUAUUUUUAUGAGAAAAUAUAUACAAUUACAAAAUACGAAUUGAGAAAAAAAUGAUUUACUCAUCAUGUAUAACCUGCAGUAAAAAGUAACGGGAACACAAGGCAGUAGUGUAGUGUAGUGAUGAAAUCUGUACUUUUGCCUGCAGCAGAAUUAUUUUUAUUUGUGUUUUUAUAGGCCCAUCUCAUAUUCUUCCACAAGGUCCAGAGGUUGUAGAGACUGCAGACUUGAUACUUAUUGAUUUAGUAUUCACAAGAAGUAAUGUUCCUGUAUUUUUUACAAAGCAGCAGUAUUAUGAAUCUAUGGUAAAUUUACAAUAAAUGUGGCUUUUGCCUUAAUUUAAAAUUUUUACCCCAUGUAAGUCGCAGUGUGUAGCACACAGAUUAUAGAAGUGGGAACUGUUUUUGUUUUUGGACUGUUGGCUGGGCUUCAGGCGAGAAAUUAACCAUUUGGUUUAACUUUGUACAUUGUUUACCACUCCUUUUAUUUGUCAAGUCAAUUGCAGAGCAUGGAAGAAAGUACAAUGUGUUUUCGAUGUCAAUCCAGAAAACAAGGCACAUGAUCCAUUGGCAUUUUUCCUGUGAUUUCAUUUAGUUUUUUGUUACACAGGACUUUCUUUCUGUCUGCACAAGGCCUCCUAGGCAAUAGUAAUAUUGAUAAUGGCCAUUUUCUCUGUAAGGCAAACUAAUUCUUAGUGCACAUCACUAUAUAUAUGUAUUGGAGGCAUAGUACACACAGAUGAGUGUGUGUGUGUGUGUGUGUGUGUGUGUGUAUAUAUAAUAAUAAUAUUUAUAUUUGUAUUGGACGCAUAGUGCCCGCAGGUGAUGUCUCCAAUACAAAUAUACAGAGCCACUCAACCAAACACGGUCAAAAGCUACAUUUGUUUCUGGACCUUCCUAGUAAAGCCGUUUGGCUAUAUUUUUAGAAAGCCUAUGUUUUUGGUAUACAAGGUUCCUUCAGUUUUUUACUCCAGCACACAAUUCAUUUCAAGUUUUGUGUUUUCUAGUUCAAUAGGUCCUCUCCAAUUGGCUAAAGGAUCUUGCAAAUGUUUUAAUGCUGGCAAAAUUUUGUUUCUGAUUUAGACGUAAUUCUUGCGGUCCCCUAUCGAUAACAUGUCACCAGAAGGUGAUCAGUGGCUUCCAAUUUCCCAGGACAGCCGAAAACUGCAUUUCUGUCUUUUUGUCAUUGGUAAAUUUCAAUAAACCUGUUUUUUAUACACA
Messenger RNA from Pelobates fuscus (common spadefoot toad), 2798 nucleotides. It is a transcript of the gene ANP32A, whose product is annotated as acidic nuclear phosphoprotein 32 family member A. The record is from RefSeq and is a predicted model, not a curated record. Gene Ontology annotation, molecular function: histone binding. Gene Ontology annotation, biological process: regulation of apoptotic process. The coding region runs from base 122 to 850 and encodes 242 amino acids. Gene Ontology annotation, cellular component: nucleus. The transcript has 7 exons. Lineage: Eukaryota; Metazoa; Chordata; Amphibia; Anura; Pelobatidae.